AUGAGCGCCAAUUCGCAGAAAUCAUCACCGUCCGCGUCGGAACCCAAGCCCCAUGAAUCGGAACAUCUGGAGGAAAUCGAGAAUCCCGGGCUCGAUGUCCUGUCGCUGUCGCGUGCAGUCAAAAAACGAAAAGCCGAAUAUACGCGCCGACGAAAUAUUCGAAUCAAGGUCGGCACUUGGAAUGUUGCCGCCAUAUCCGGCACCGAGAAAGACAUUGGGAAGUGGUUUGUCGAGGGAGCUGCAGUGGGCGAGAAGUUCUCCGGAUCUAAAUGCACACAAGGCCAGGAACAAGAUGCUCAAUCCAGCAAACAUGACCAGCCGAAACCAGAUGAAGAUAAGACAGCACCUUUUCACAGCAGCCCCGAAGAGAUAGACCUCUACGUUCUGGGGCUGCAGGAGGUGGUGGAUAUUACUUCUCCGACAGAGGCACUCAGACCAUACGUCGACCCGGCACCAUCAAAGCGAUGGAAGGAGGCUGUCCAAACCUCGCUACCUUCAGGGUAUCAUCUUGUCUCGGAAGUUCAGCUGAUCGGUCUACUACUUCUGAUCUAUGCAUCGCCCGCCCUUGGGGAUAGUGUCUCUUCUAUCAGCACCACUUCUGUCGGUACUGGAUUGAUGGGAUACAUGGGUAACAAGGGUGCUGUUGCAGCCCGCCUUGUACUGGGCGAAACAACCCGCCUAGUCUUUAUCAACUCUCACCUGGCAGCAGGGUCGGACAAAAGUAGUCUUGAGCGGCGCAAUUGGGACUCUUCCCAAAUCGUUCAGCGUGUCAAGUUUGAUGCGGUCUCCUCUGAGGGAGAGGAAACGGAGGAGUCGGGCGAAUCCAUUGGGGAUGAGGACUUCACUUUCUGGUUUGGUGAUCUCAAUUACCGCCUCGAUGAUAUUCCUGGAGAUGAUGUGCGUCAAGUACUCGCUCGGCAUACCGCCAAUGCGUAUGACAAAGAGCGCCAGUCAAAACAGUCCUCAGACAAACCUCAAGAACCCAUACCUGAUUCCGAAGAAUCGCCGCCUCCGUCUCCUCUCGCGGAGGAUGAGACAAACCCAGUGACCGAUGAUGAAAUCGACCCCCAUAAUGACCCAGCGUCUCUUCAAACUACAAUAGCCUCUCUUCUACCGCAUGAUCAACUACGAAUGCAGCAACAUAAAGGGGCAGCUUUCCAUAAAGGAUGGCGGGAAGGACAGAUAUCUUUCUUGCCGACGUACAAAUAUGACGUUGGCAGUGUUGCCAUAUUUGACUCGAGUGAUAAGCAGCGGGGUCCAAGCUGGUGCGAUCGGAUUCUAUUCCGCACCAAACGGGAUAGGUUGAAGCAUGCGCAGCUCGACCGGGAAGCCGAGGAGGCUCGAAAGAGGGAUGAGGAAAUGGAGGCACGUGGGCUAGACAAGGCAGUUGCCGAUGACAACGUCUUGUUCGAAUAUGACCCUGAUACGGACGGCACGCAUAGUGAGGAAUAUUUGUCAGACGAAGACCAAGCAGAUGAUGAUGUGGCGACAGUUUCGUCGCAUGAUUCCCAUGAUCCAAUUCAUUUAGAUCAAUAUUUGUCUCACCAAGGCAUCCUCUCGUCAGACCAUAAGCCUCUGGAUGCUAUCUUCACCUUAAGCUUCGAUGCAGUCAAUCCCGAACUCAAGACAAAGAUCCACCAAGAGGUAGCCCGUGAACUAGACAAGGCCGAGAACGAAGCCCGACCAGAUCUCACCGUGGUGGUUGACAAAUACGGCGACCAAAAGAACGCAGAAAAAGACCCCAAUACUGUCGAUUUUGGUGAUAUCGCCUUUGGUGUGCCGGCUCAUCGAUCCGUGACAAUCGCCAACACCAGCGGUAGUGCAGCCACUUUCUCAUUUGCUGAACGACAAAGUGAGAAUGACGAAGGCAUUCCUUCGUGGCUUAAGAUUCAUGUUUCUCACUCGGCAGACACCCAUGACAAUGGCCAAACAACCACUUCUUCGUCUGGAAACCACACUCUGCACCCUGGAGAAGUAGCAAAUGUUGAUGUUACAGCUCAUAUUCGCAACACUAAACAUGCUCGGCUACUUAAUAUCAGAAAAGUGAAGCUGGAAGAUAUUCUAGUUCUCCACGUGGACGGUGGCCGUGAUCAUUUUAUUUCUGUUCAUGGAAAUUGGUUGCCUACGUGUUUCGGCUGCACUGUUGAAGAACUGACACGCAUGCCUGAGGCGGGAGCUCGCAGUUUGGCCAAAUCCAGCACCCCGCACCCGUCCAGCACGAAUGGCUCCACCGAGAACCGCUUGUCUGCGCCACGCGAGCUUUUCCGCCUCACCGAGGCGAUCUCUGAACUGACAGAGCGCGCCGUGGCAGAGUGGAGCAUGACAAAUGGCGAAUCGGAGGAGCAUAAAGCACCUUGGGCAACAGAUAUCUCCGGGGGAGCAUGGCCCUUCCAACCUGAUACAUGGACUCUUAAGGAUCCACAGGAGCGUGCUUCUCUGCAGAACCGUGCCCAUGAAGCCAUCGACACCAACGAGUCCCUCGCCUCGAUUUUCCCUCCUGAGGUGCCAUCAAUCCAGCGCUUAGAGAUCCUCUCCGAGACCCUGCUCACCUUCCUCAAUUCCCUUGAAGACGGCAUCGUGACGGCGCCAGUAUGGCAAGGUAUGGAGCAGCAGCUGAUAGCGCGCGAGAAGGCCAAAUCACCACCUCGAACCUGGGAAGAGACUCAAGCAUGGGUGCUUGAGAACCUCGCCUACUCACCCGCCCACAGCGUGUCAUUCACUUUUGUCACUUUCAUGCUCGCCCGCAUCGCCAACGAAGUAGCUCCCGUAUCGUCCGCUACAUCACAGGCCCCGGCCAAUCAUGGGAGAUCAGAUUCGGCAAACAAACAAUCCGAACCUGUAAACCCAGAUCAUACGCAGCCUCCUGCCCCAGCCAUCGCCGCCACUUUCAUCUCAAGUGGCGCAUUCCGUCGCAAGAGUCGCUCCACGAGUACAUCUACGAGCAGCGCCGAUGCCCCCCCUCAAAAUCCCUUGCUAGUCCGUCGGCAAGCAGUGGAGACUUCUCUAGCGUCUAUCUUUGCGCGUGUGCUGAUUUCUGCAUCAGUUCCCAUGCCAUCCAAGGAAAAAGAACGUCGAGCAUCUGAGGAGCGGAGACGAUCAAUUAUCGAACCAUUUCUCAAGAUGGUUGGGGUGGAUGAUCGGGGUCCUUCAGGUGGUCGAUCUUGA
This is a messenger RNA of Penicillium soppii, 3165 nucleotides long. RefSeq names its product phosphatase family protein. Lineage: Eukaryota; Fungi; Ascomycota; Eurotiomycetes; Eurotiales; Aspergillaceae. Gene Ontology annotation, biological process: phosphatidylinositol dephosphorylation. The record is from RefSeq and is a predicted model, not a curated record. The transcript has a single exon. Bases 1 to 3165 code for a protein of 1054 amino acids. Gene Ontology annotation, molecular function: phosphatidylinositol-4,5-bisphosphate 5-phosphatase activity.